AUGGGCUACAAGAAUACUGACAUAACGAUAGUGUCUGCUAGACUGCACAACAAUGUGAGUGUGCAGGCUAUGACGCUGCUUGGUAACUGUUUUAUGAAACAAAAGAAACUGUCUGAAGCAGAAAGAUUAUUGAGACAUUCACUUGAGAUCAUGAAAUCUGCUCACACAAAAGAUCAUCGUGAUGUUGCACAUGCAACAUGUCCGCUAGUUGCAAUACCGUGUAGACACGAGACAGUGUGGGCUUCAAUGGGGCAACGUGCCAGAAAAUCUGAAAUAGAUCAAAUUAAACAUGAUGGUCGGCAUCUGUGUCAAGGUGGUCGGCGUCUGGGAGCUCAGUACACACUUGCUAACUGUCUGAACCUACAAGGUAAAGUAAGUGAAUCAAUCAAGCUGAUGACCGACUGUGUCAGGAUGUAUAAAUCAAGUCUCCAUCAUGAACAUCCUGAUGUGGCUAUGGCUGUUGGUCAACUGGGAGUGUAUUUACUGGCAGUAGGAAACUUGGAUGAGAGCGAACAAUACUUGAGAGAAUGUCUUGACAUAAGAAGACGUUCUCUCCAAGAGAAACAUCCUGAUACACAUUGA
Corticium candelabrum is the source of this 582-nucleotide messenger RNA. RefSeq lists its product as uncharacterized. The record is from RefSeq and is a predicted model, not a curated record. Gene Ontology annotation, molecular function: protein binding. The coding region runs from base 1 to 582 and encodes 193 amino acids. The transcript has 9 exons. Lineage: Eukaryota; Metazoa; Porifera; Homoscleromorpha; Homosclerophorida; Plakinidae.